AAAUCAGGGGCUGGCCAUCUUAAAUUCGGUCAUCUUCUAUUCAUGUAAAUACAAUAAAAGGUUGAGGCUAGUAGCACAUGUGCACUACCAGAAAUUACUGUAGCGACACUGAUGCCCAGAAUGGACUCCAGUUGCACAGGAUGAAGACGGCCGGUGUGUCAGAGCGUCCCCCACUGAGCUCAUUUCGGGGGGUCCCCCUGGUAAAAUACUUUGCUGAGGUCAUGGGUGAGGUGGAGGGGUUCCAAGCACAUCCGGAUGACUUGCUGAUUGCCACAUACCCCAAGUCUGGAACCACCUGGAUCAGCGAAAUCAUAGACUUGAUCCGUAAAGAGGGUGAUGUGGAGCAAUGCAGGCAAAACCCCAUCUACAUGUGAGUCCCCUUCUUGGAGUUUGCCGCCCCUGAAGUCCCCUCAGGCAUUGAACUGCUUAGUAAAGCCCUCCCUCCACGCCUGAUUAAAACCCACCUUCCAGUCCAAUUGGUCCCUAAAUCAUUCUGGGAAAAGAAGUGCAAGAUCAUUUAUGUGGCCAGGAAUCUGAAGGACAAUGCAGUCUCUCGUUUCCACUUCCACCGUAUGAACAAAAUGAAUCAAUACCCUGGGCCCUGGGAUCAGUUUCUGGAGGAAUUCAUUGCAGGAAAGAUUGGCUAUGGUUCGUGGUUUGAUCAUGUUUGUGGUUGGUGGGAAGCCAAGGACCGUCAUCAAAUUCUAUACCUCUUUUACGAAGAUAUGAAAGAAGAUCCAGCCCGGGAAAUCCAAAAGGUGGCCCAGUUCCUAGGUCUAGUGCUCCCAGAACCAGUUCUGUGCCGAAUUGUGCAACACACAGAGUUUGAGAGCAUGAAAGUAAACCCAAUGACUAAUUACAGCACCAUGCCUUCUUGCCUUUUGGACCAAGCUACGUCACCCUUCAUGAGAAAAGGCACCGUGGGAGACUGGAAGGAGCACUUCACGGUGGCUCAGAAUGAUCGGCUAGAUGGUAUCUAUGCCCGGGAAAUGGGGGGCAGAAGCUUGACCUUCCGCACACAGCUGUGAUCUUCACUGAGGCAUUCAUCAAAACAUGCCUGAGAGGGGCGUAACUUCCUGUAAUGCACAAAUAUGUUUAUCCCUAGUGUUUCAGUUCGAAAGGUCAGUCUAGAGAAUCAGAAAAGACCCUCUAUUUUCAAGCAACAUAUUUUUCCAUCUGGAAGCGCCCUAAGAAGGAGGCCAUCUACUGGCACUCUGGGAAAGAACUGUGAAGGACUGGUCUUUAUUCAUACUCCUUUCAUUCUGACAUGAAAAAAGUCUGUCUUUUUGCAGUUGUUUUAUGGUUUACAACAGAUUUCCAGCAGAAAGUGCUAAGCGUUUUACACAGUGUAGUAAUGGUAGGGCUUGCGGGGAGGACUAGGACUCCUUCAGAGCAACUGCUGGCAGGCUAGGCCUUUUCUAAUAAGAGAGAAAGCCCGGGAAAUUCAAAAUAGAAGGACCAGUCCUGAGGCCUGCGUGGAACUACCUGCACAGCCACCUGUUGAAGAAAAGAAAGCUUUAUUCUCUUACUUAGUUCUGUCCCAGGAGGGCCCUGAGGAAGCAUCAGGCUGAGAGCUGCUGGGGAAAUGGGAAGGCUGCAGCCAGUGAGUAACAAGUUAGGACCAGUUCAGUUAGACAAGUGAGGGAACUUAUAUUUUCUUUUUCUGUAUUGCUUGGAAUCUGAGUUGCCAGGUUUAAUGAAAACUCUCUCUCUUUUACAAUCUGCUUUAUGAAGAGACCAUUGAUCUUAUUGCAUAAUCUUGUUUUUCUAUGUUAAGUAAUAAUAAAGCCUUGUUGGUGACA
This is a messenger RNA of Hemicordylus capensis (graceful crag lizard), 1802 nucleotides long. Its product is annotated as sulfotransferase 1A1-like. Gene Ontology annotation, cellular component: cytoplasm. The record is from RefSeq and is a predicted model, not a curated record. Gene Ontology annotation, biological process: sulfation. Lineage: Eukaryota; Metazoa; Chordata; Lepidosauria; Squamata; Cordylidae. The transcript has 8 exons. Gene Ontology annotation, molecular function: sulfotransferase activity.